GUGAAUGAAGGAAAUGUUCUCUCCACUCUUGAGAGGCUUUCCGGUGAGAACGUUCGCUCUCUGAGGAAUCGGAGGUGAUGCGUCGCAGAUGUGGCUGGAUGUGAUCCUCCGCCGGGACGCGUGACCGGCGUGAUGCGCAUCGGAUGAACCGCACUCAACGAGCCGUGUCGGGUGCUCGGAGAUACGAGCAGGAUGUCUCGGAUGAUGCGCAGGAGGUGCGAAUCGCUUUGCUCCUCCUCGACAGACUAUUUCUGAUUUUUUUUUUUUUUAAGUGAAGGGGACUUUAACCGGAAGCCAAACUUUUUUUGUUCAAACUUUUUUUUUUCACAACUGAAAAAGGAGAAAAAAAAGAGACACGACCCCUUGGUGUCAUAGAUUGUCCGGUUCCUUGUUUUCGCCCGCUUUCGGAGAUGUGUCAGUUGCCGACCAACAGGGGAGAAGUGAACUGUUUCUGGCGAGGAUAAAGGCGACGUCGAGGGGUUGCUUUGCGGGGAUAGUCGCUCACAUAACGGAUCUUUGGACCUUUUUAUCAUGGAAGAUGGUGCAAAAGAGGAGCCAGCUCGAAAGAAAGAGCCAAAGUUUGUGGGUAAGGCUGGCUGGGUGAAGAAGGCCCCCGGCAGGCUGUUGGCAAGCUAUAAGGACCGCUACGUCCAUGUGGAGAGGACGGAGAUUGCCGUGUAUGAAAAUGAGGACCUGCAGAACUGCUUAGAGAGGCUCAACCUGGAAAACUAUGAAAAGUGUCAUGAAUUAAAAAGUCCGUUCAAGAAGAAGCACAGACUGGUGCUGAUUCGAUCCCCCAGGCCUGGAAACAAGGUCCACGACGUGAAGUUCCAAGCUCAGACUGCAGAGGAGAAGGAGGCCUGGAUCAAGGCCCUGACUGAUGGCAUCAACCGGGCGAAGAACAAAGUCUUUGACGAGGUGACGAUUGAUGACAGCAUUAAUUUAGAGCACGUUACUCGAACGAGGCCCAAAGGGAACCGGAACCGGCGGCCACCGACCAGGAUGCACAUGAAAGAGGUAGCCGAUGUGUCGUCUGAUGGUAUCCUGCGCUUGGAUCUCAACCUUGAGGAUGCGGUAAUGCCUAAUGGGACCUGCAGUGCCACUGUUGAUGGCAGUAAAACCGCCAAAGGCAGUGAGUCUGCUGACAAGCAGACUGUGGCAAGCACCGAGGAGGCGGCCAGUCCCCAGAAAAAGGUCCUCAAACCUCCCAUGCCCCCCAUCAAAGAGGCAAAAUCCUGUUUAACACCUGAGGCCAAACCUGACAAGGAUGAUGGCCCAGAGAAAAAGGUCCUGAAUCCACCAAUGCCUCCAUCAAACAAAGCCAAGCCGUGUGCUUCACCUCUUAGCGAUGCCACAGAAGAGGUCAAAGCUGAGAAUGUGUCUGAAAAGAGUCCCGAUGCCAGCAAAACAAAUAGUCCACCGCCAACCCCUCCCAUCAAACCUACAGCCAGUGGAGAGGACUCUCAGUCCAGCCGAAGCUCCCAGCCCCCCACCCCUCCCUCCAAAGAGAACCAACCCUCCAAUCCUGCCGUGGAGCCAGACAAAGGCAAGAAUUUGAAGAAGGAAGAAGACGGUCAGGAGGAGGCAGCGGGAACAUCUGUAGGAAUAGAUGAAGGAGAUCAGGCGAGAUCCAAAGGAGCUUCACCUACUGCCGAGGAUGAAAAACCAGAGAGUCCACACUUUUCUGAAGAGGAACCAGAAGAGGCUGCUGGUAGUGACUCAAGCAAAGCGUCUGACAAUGAGCCACAAAUUCCCACAGAGCCUCUCGGGAAGAGCCCAAGUCUUCCCAUGGUCCUCAAGAAGAAGCCUGAGAAACCCGCGGAGCCCGACGCACAAAACACGGGCGAGAACGCAACUACGACGCAGAUGAAUGAGGGACGUGACCCUACUGCGUCACCGCCGACGGCCUCGGAUACCUCAGCCUCUCCUCCCCCAGCUGAGAAGGCACUACCCAAGAGCGAAGCCCCCGCAGUCGUCGUCUCUUUGAACGACUCGGCCAGCCUGAGUCCGCUGCUCUGUCCCUCGCCCGAGGAGAAGAAAAAGCAGGCGGAGGAGAAAUCUGUCGACAGCGGUCAGCAUUCAGACGACGACAGCGAGGGAUCUGGGAGGGAAGAGACGCUGGCGGCCCCCGCGGCUGCGUUAGGAGGUAGCCGCAAAAGUCUGGAUGUGUUUGACGCCAGCAAGGAUGAAAUCCCCAUCCCCAUCAGAUUGAUGCCGACAAAGACCCCGCCUCGGGUCAGACCAAGGGUCCUCCCCGCCCGGGGACCGGGGCCCUCUCUGCCUCUCAAGCCCUCAGACAAGGCCAAAUCGGCUUCCAUCGGAGACCUGCUAUCCGAGCCGUCAGUGGGUGUUCAGGCGAGACAGAAUACCACGGAAGUGGGCGCCGGCAACGGGGCCCCCAGUCCCGACUUCGUGAAACUGGAGACGGAGGUGGCGGCGGAGAUGAAGAACACGAGGGAGCUCAUGAGCAAGGUGUCCUGGUCGCAGAGUGGAGGGGACAGUGAGGACACGACAGAGGAUCUGCUGGCCAGGGCCAUGGAGAAGCUGGAGAAGGCCGACCAUGUCCUGAGAGAAGUGAAUAAACUGAAAAUUUCAAACAACGCGAGCCACAGGAAGAGCUGGUGAACGUCAGUCGCAGCGGAUUGAAUUGAGCUGUUUGUUUAACCCCUCCUCCGAACACGCAUUGUUUGGAGAUAGCUUAGCAACCUUUAAUAAGCGCAGCAAGCCUGUCGAGCUUUGGAUUUCUCCACACAGUGGAUGAUAUGCAUGAGGCUGAAGUCAAAUUGGUAUUCGGUACUGCCUUCCCAAACCUCAAAACAGAACAAAUGUGUAAAAAAACUGAUUCUAAAGGUUGUUUUCCCGCUCGAAUGUAAGCUGCAAUCCAUCAGUACAUCCACAAUGUACAACCUCUCUCAGAGAGACCCCCCCUUUGGCCAACAACCUGACCUGUGACACUUUGAAUGUCUUUCACAAAGCCCUUUUGACUCAACGCCUUAGUGUUAGAGGUUAUGGGUUUGAUAAAAAGAAGCAUCAUUCACAUCCACAAUGUACUAUUACUCCACUGUGUCAAGGCGGGACUGGACAAUAUCAGAGAUUAGAUUAAUGUUAGAGGCUUUCUAGAGUGUUCAUCCUAAUAGCCCUUUUCAUGUAUUGUUAAAAUUGAUAAAUACAAAUAUGUGAAAUUCAACAAGUUAACAGAAGGCUGACUAAGCCUGUGGCCGCCAACGGAAAGCUGAUAAUGUGCGUUUUACAUCCACCAGAGUACGACUAUGGUGAAACUAUGGCAGGAAAUUGUAAGUGACCAAGACAAGAUUCUGGAGCAGAGUAAAAAGAAUGAUUUAAGUGAAACCGAUUCAAAUAGGGAGAAGAGGGAUUUAAAUGAAAUCCUUUUGUCUGAUAGGACCACUAAACAUAGCUACAGAGGACUGUUGCUCCACUCACACACCUCUUUUGUAGAUGGACGUUGCAUUAAAGAGGAGAAAUCUGUAUGUGACAUAUCACUGGUGGAAUUUGGUAAGCACUAUCUUAUAUAAGCAUACUCUACUCUUGUGUUGCAGGAGGAAAAGAUGAGUGAAUUUGGAUACAAAAAUAUGAUUAGCUUUCUCUUACCACCAGGGGGGGGGCGGGGG
This is a messenger RNA of Pungitius pungitius (ninespine stickleback), 3629 nucleotides long. It is a transcript of the gene plekho2, whose product is annotated as pleckstrin homology domain containing, family O member 2. Gene Ontology annotation, biological process: macrophage apoptotic process. The record is from RefSeq and is a predicted model, not a curated record. Lineage: Eukaryota; Metazoa; Chordata; Actinopteri; Perciformes; Gasterosteidae. Bases 532 to 2625 code for a protein of 697 amino acids. The transcript is spliced from 7 exons.